Molecule: messenger RNA, 825 nt
Organism: Schistocerca gregaria
Lineage: Eukaryota; Metazoa; Arthropoda; Insecta; Orthoptera; Acrididae
Product: retinitis pigmentosa 1-like 1 protein
Exons: 1
Coding region: 1-825 (274 amino acids)
Source: RefSeq, a predicted model, not a curated record
AUGCCGGUGCGAGCGGUCGAGGCGACGGAGAGGCGACCAGCUGAGGCGGCGCAGAGGCCGGGGGCGGAGAGGGCGCAGCAGACGCCGGAGGCGGAGAGGGCGCAGCAGACGCCGGAGGCGGAGAGGGCGCAGCAGACGCCGGAGGCGGAGAGGGCGCAGCAGUCGCCGGAGGCGGAGAGGACGCAGAGGCCGGGGGCGGAGAGGGCGCAGCAGAGGCCGGAGGCGGAGAGGGCGCAGCAGACGCCGGAGGCGGAGAGGACGCAGAGGCCGGGGGUGGAGAGGGCGCAGCAGAGGCCAGAGGCGGAGAGGGCGCAGAGGCCGGGGGCGGAGAGGGCGCAGAGGCCAGGGGCGCAGAGGCAAGGGGCGGAGAGGGCGCAGAGGCCAGGGGCGGAGAGGGUGCAGCAGACGCCGGAGGCGGAGAGGGCGCAGAGGCCGGGGGUGGAGAGGGCGCAGAGGCCUGGGGCGGAGAGGGCGCAGAGGCCGGGGGCGGAGAGGGCGCAGCAGAGGCCGGAGGCGGAGAGGGCGCAGAGGCCGGGGGCGGAGAGGGCGCCGCGGCAAAGGCCGGGGGUGGAGGGGGCGCCACGGCGGUCCCGAACCCGCAGCCCCGCGGCGCGCAGCGCGGCCCUGCAGGCGGAGAGGCAGCGCCUACGCAGGGAGGUCGUCACCCGCUGCUGGGAGCGCUGGAUAGACUCCGCCUUACAGGGCGCCGAAAACUGCGAGCAGCUGAUCCUCGGCUGGCUCGCGGAGUACGAAGACUUCGAGGGCUUCUUCAUGCGGAACCUCGCGCCCCAGGACAGCUCCGGCUCGCCCCCACGCCAGACCUGA